Messenger RNA from Humulus lupulus (European hop), 984 nucleotides. RefSeq names its product protein LURP-one-related 7. The transcript has 3 exons. Lineage: Eukaryota; Viridiplantae; Streptophyta; Magnoliopsida; Rosales; Cannabaceae. The record is from RefSeq and is a predicted model, not a curated record. The coding region runs from base 308 to 880 and encodes 190 amino acids.
CCAUACGCGCGUGUGUACAGUGAGAUUGCGUUGUAGCAUUGCCGAACUUUUCUCUCUCGUUUGCUUUAUUUCUUCCAUCUGCCUCUGAUCGCUGCUAUCUCAGUUUUCACUUCUUCCGUUUUUCUGUUUGGUUUAUGAUUAACACGAAACACUGAUUGAUUAAAGACAGUUAAUUGUUCGAACUCUCCAACUCAAAAUCGUUCAAACUCAGAAAAUCGAUUCCAUCGCCAGCUUUUUUCAUUCUUCCCCGCGAAAAAAAGAAUAUAAGAUCAAAUUCUUCAAUUUUCUUUGUUGUUGAGUUCUUCUGAUGGAUUUUUCAAAUUCAGAUCCCAUACCCAUAUCCAUACCAAUACCAAUCCCGAUUGAUCUUUUUGUGUCCAAGAAACAUGACAAAACCCACAAAGAUGGAGACUCAUACUUCCUUGAUUCCGAUGGCAAAAUUAUUUACAAGGUCAAUCGUCGUUCCUCUAAUGACUCAUCGUCAUCGACCAAGCGAGUUUUGCGUGACGCUGAAGGAACUCCUCUGAUUUCUAUCCACAAUGACCACGGAUGUUGGCAAUGCUACAAGGGUGAUGGUGAGUCUAAGGAUUUCUUGUUCAGGGUACUGAGGACGAAAAAUACACUCACUAGAACUGAGUUGGAGGUAUUUCUUGUGGCUGAAAAUCUGCCAGAUUCAUCUCCUGAUCUCAAGGUGAAAGGUUUCCCUUUUCAAAGAGCCUGCACCAUCUAUAAAGACAAUGACAUUGUAGCCCAGACUAGCCUCAUGUACAAACUCGACCAGAUUUUUGUUAAGAGGGGUAAAUUUCGAUUGACUAUAUAUCCUGGAUCUGUUGAUCAUGCUUUCGUUGUAGCUUUGAUUGUAAUAUUCCUUCAUGGAUAGAUAGUGAAAAUAAUAGAAUUCUGAUUCCUAUAUAUAUUUUUUCAAUCAAUGAUUCUUCAAAGGAAAGUAAUAGUGGAAAGCAGUAUGCGAAUUAGCAUUGCAAA